GUGAAAGAGAGCACAGAAAAGGCUCUGGCAGCAACAUCACUUCCUCUGGAUGUGGCGAUCGAGUGUCUGAUGCUGCGCGAGGGUCGCCGUGGUAACGACCUGGUGAGAGACCCCGUGGAGGCGGAGCUACACAAAGAGGUGGAGGUGAUUGACAGAGCCCGGAAGGUGCUGCAGCAGAAAGUGAGCCAGGCCUUUGAACAGCUCUGUUUACUGCAGGAGGUCCGGCAGCAGCUGACCUUUGACCUACGGCAGAAGAAUGAGGCUUUGGAUGUGGACCGAAGCUGCCUGUCACUCAAUGUGAACUCUGCAGGAUUGUCUAUUCUCUGGACUUACAAGAGUUGGUUCUCAGAAGCUGCCUCGCUGAACGGCUGCCCGUUGUUUGUGUUGGGAUCGGGCAAGUUAGUUUCAGUGUUGGUGCUCGCUCUCACCUCUCUUGAGUGA
Molecule: messenger RNA, 441 nt
Organism: Polyodon spathula (Mississippi paddlefish)
Lineage: Eukaryota; Metazoa; Chordata; Actinopteri; Acipenseriformes; Polyodontidae
Product: tektin-2-like
Exons: 3
Biological process (GO): cilium movement involved in cell motility; cilium assembly
Cellular component (GO): microtubule cytoskeleton; nucleus
Source: RefSeq, a predicted model, not a curated record